This is a messenger RNA of Erigeron canadensis, 2463 nucleotides long. RefSeq names its product disease resistance protein RPV1-like. The transcript is spliced from 4 exons. Lineage: Eukaryota; Viridiplantae; Streptophyta; Magnoliopsida; Asterales; Asteraceae. Gene Ontology annotation, molecular function: ADP binding. Bases 25 to 2463 code for a protein of 812 amino acids. The record is from RefSeq and is a predicted model, not a curated record. Gene Ontology annotation, biological process: defense response; signal transduction.
AUAUGGUGACUCAUCUUAAACUCAAUGGCAUCGGCAUCAACUUCAUCGGUUGAAAAGGGUUACAUUUACGACGUUUUUAUAAGUUUCAGGGGUAAAGACUUGCGUACGAGUUUUGUUGAUCACCUUUACCAUGCUCUUCGGAAAAGUGGCAUUAUUGUUUUCAAAGAUGAUAAGGACAUCGAGGUCGGGCAAAAGAUCGGUGACGAGCUCCCCAAAGCCAUCAAAGAUUCCAAGUUUCACAUCGUUAUUUUCUCCAAAAGAUAUGCAGAUUCUUAUUGGUGCUUAAACGAGUUCGUAGAGAUCCUAGAAAUAUGCCAGAACCCGGAGGAGGGAACUUUUUUCCCGAUCUUUUAUCAUGUCAAACCCAGCGAAGUCCGCGAACAAAAGGGGCCAGUUGAAAAAGCAUUCGCAAAACACUCAGAGAACGAGGCUGCUGGGAGAUGGAGGGCUGCUAUGGCAGAAGCAGCGACCCUGGAAGGGUGGGAGUUGGACAAGACCGGUGAUGGGCAUGAAGUUCAGUUCAUCGAAAAAAUUGUUCAAGCCAUAUCACAAAAGCCAUAUUUCGCCAAUUUCAGUAUUAAUGAAAACUUAGUGGGCAUGAUGACCCGGGUGGAGAAAUUACUUUUAAGUUUACAAGUUGGCUUUGAUGAUGUUCGGAUGAUAGGAAUCACGGGUCUUGGUGGGGUGGGGAAGACAACUCUGGCAAGUGUAGUUUUUAAUCGGAUAGCCAAUCAGUUUGAUGUCAAAAGCUUUGUUCAGAAUGUUAGAGAACGCUCAAAAGACCCUAAGGGUUUGCAGGAUAUGCAACAACGGCUCCUUACUUCUAUGUUUGGCGAUCAAAGCAUUGAUGUGCCAAGUGAUUUUGAAGGGCGUAGUAUGAUGCAAAGGAGGAUGCCUAGUAUAAAAGUUCUUAUAGUUCUAGAUGACGUGAAUGAUUCAAAGCAACUUGAGGCGUUAGCAGAACCAAGUUGGUUUAGGCCAGGAAGUAGAAUCAUCAUUACAUCAAGGGAUAGACAAGUAUUGGUAGCCCAUGGAGUUCAGAGUCACAAUAUUCAUGAUGUUGGCACGUUAUCAGAUGAGGAUGCAAUUCGUCUCCUUAGCAGGUAUGCUUUUAAAACAGAGUGUCCAGCUGAGGGUUAUGAAGAGCUAUCUAAAAAGGUUGUAAAAUAUGCUGCUGGUCUUCCUUUAACCAUCAAAACUUUAAGUUCAUCUCUUCAUGGUUGUCCUGUGCAAGAAUGGGAAGAUGGUAUCACAAGACUAGAAACAGUUCCAUGGGGUGAUACCUUGAAAAUAUUGAAAAUAAGCUAUGAUGCUUUAGAAGAGGAUCAGAAAGAGAUAUUUUUACAUGUUGCUUGCCUAUUGAAAGACGAAAGGAAGAAGAGAGCAAUUAGAAUACUAGAAAGUUUAGGAUUUCGUGCUAAAUUUGGUUUAGGAGUUCUAGAGAAGAAAUCCUUAAUUACUCUCCGUGAUGUUACUCAUCGCUGUGACGAUUGUGAUUGUGAUUAUGAUGAUGAUAAGAAGCUGGACAUGCAUGAUCAUAUAGAAGAAAUGGGAAUGCAUAUUGUUCGUAAUCUGCAUCCUGUUGAGCCUCAGCAACAUAAGCUACUAUGGAUUAGAGAUGAAAUUGAAGAUAUAAUAGAAAAAGACAUGGGUACUGAAGCAAUAAAAGGUAUAAAACUGCUGGAAACGGAUCUCCCUCCAGCUAAAAUUUUGCAUAGUCUUAGAAAGAUGAGUAGACUAUGUUUUCUUCAGGUGGGGUGGAUACUAUAUUAUGAAAAAUCUCAAUCUUAUAGCAGGCGAGUAUAUGAAUAUUUUACUUCCAAAUACCACCUUCCAAAUAGUUUACAAUUUCUACAUUGGAAAAGAUAUCCUUUUAGGUACUUACCUAAAACAUUUCAUGGAGAUAAGCUUGUUGAGAUGGAAAUGCCCUCUAGCCAUAUUCAUCAACUCUGGAAAGGGGGAGAAAAAAAGGUUCUUCCAAAACUCAGGCUCCUUGACCUUACUGGUUCUAAACUAGAAACCUUUGACUCUGCUGGGAUGACUCCAAAUCUUGAAAAAUUAGUUCUUCGUGGAUGUGAAAAGUUGGUAGAAGUCAACAUUUCUGAUGAAUGUUUGUAUGUAAAGAAGCUAGACCUAUCCAAUUGUACAGCCUUAGAAAAAGUCACCAUUUCCAAUGAAUGUCAGAAUCUUGACAAGCUGGAGCUGGGCGGAUGCAUAUCCUUAAGAGAACUUCAAUUGCAUGGGGAAUGUCCAUCACGUCUGGAGUCCCUCUACCUUUCUGAUACUAAGUUGCGUAGCUUGAAACUUGGGUUGGCCGCUAAUCUGGAGGUGUUAUCAGUUGAACAAUGUGAAGAUUUAGAGGAACUCGUCAUGCCUGUUGAAUGCCAAAAGCUCACUGCCCUCACCCUCUGUGGUAUCAAGAAAUUACGUAGCUUCAACCCAGGGCGCAUCUGGAAGAUAUGA